This is a messenger RNA of Mus musculus (house mouse), 1401 nucleotides long. RefSeq names its product RIKEN cDNA 4933411K16 gene. The record is from RefSeq and is marked validated. The coding region runs from base 205 to 1119 and encodes 304 amino acids. NCBI's taxonomy places the organism in Eukaryota, Metazoa, Chordata, Mammalia, Rodentia, Muridae. The transcript has a single exon.
GGCGAGGCAGGGGCCUGCUUGCCAGAUACCUGCAGGGCUCCGGUCCCUUCAAGCAUGAACCUUACCAUCUGGGCUCCAGCACUCCCACUGUGCUCUUAGUUCUCUGUGAGGCCUAGGGCCCUGGAGGACUUCUUGGGGUUCCUCCAGCAACCAUCAUGCAGGGUGGUGCUGGGGACCGCUCUCUUGCUCGGAGGUGGAGGCCUCAUGCUGUGGGCUCACAGGAAGAAAAGGAAGGCAGCCACUGAGACUACAGAAGACAAGCCUCUGGAAUCCCACCGAGCAAAUGACAGCUGGAUCAAAUCUCACUUCAGCCGCCUAUCCGAGGAGAGGUUGCCCACCUACCGCUAUGUCAGCAACAAUGGCCACUCACCUGAAAGCAGGCAUGGGGAAGUCAAUACCACCCUCCACGUGGAUACCCUCACCACCAAACACGGAGAAAGGGGCGCGGCUCUGCACCGAGAUUCGUUUGCCAGCAAACAGAAGAUAUCUGGAAGCUCAAUGACCAAAGAGAUGCAGAGGGAGUCAGGGAAGUCCCCGUCCAUGGAGGAUGACACCUGGGCUGCUGUGGCAGCUUGUACGAAGGAGAUUGAUGCCAAGGGGCAUCGCGUGGCUAACUCCAUGCUGCAGCGCUCCACAACUCACCGUCGUAAAGGCCAUGCAGAAUCCAGGAACAUCAGCCCAGAAGAGCUGAAGGCUCUGGAGGAGGUGGAGAUAAAACUGAAAGGGAAUUUCCUAACUCACCAUGAAACUGGAGUAGCUGGGGCCAACCAAUCGCACACAGUCUAUAGCCAGAGUCGCCAUAGUAACCAAAGCCACCAUUCCUAUCCAAGCCACCAGAGCAACCAGAGUCAUCCCGUUUACUCCAGCUACCAGGGUCAUCAUCCAAGUCACUUGAGCCCCCAGAGUUAUCCAAGUUACUCAAGUCACCAGAGUCAUCCGGGCCACUCCAACCACCAGGGUCAUUCAGGCCUCUCAAGCCACCAGACUCAUCUGGGCCACUCCAACCACCAGGGUCAUCCAGGUCACUCGAGUCACCAGAGUCACCAGGGUCAGCCAGGUCACCCAAGCCACCAGAGCCAUAAUCUGCCCAACCGCAGAAACCCAAUCUAUGGCUCUUGAAACCAUGUGUCCCUGCCCCCCACAGGGCUGGCUCUCAUACAUAGGCCUGUUUUCUCUUCUAUGGGGAAACCUACGCGGUCAGGGUAAGAGACUGCCAACCAAAUUCCUGCUGCUUCUGGCCCCAGCAGAGGUCAUGAGGGAAGGAGGAAAGGACGCAGCUUCAACAGCCCAAAGGCCCUGAUGACCCACGAGAGAAGACAGGAGGCAGAUUACAGGAGCAACCACAAGCCCCACACUGACUCCACAUGCCUGAAUGGAGCCAAUAAAGCCCUGCACACCCUC